GCUUACCUCAGCGACCUGCCCCUAUUUCUGCCAGUCCAUUGAUCGUAGAUUUUUACUCCUUUUCAGUAGCUCUUCAAUGCACUAUGUUUCGCGCAAUCUUGUGCCUCCACCUUCCUUCAACCCCUCGGAAGGAACAAAUACCUGCAAAGGUCCAGCUAGCGGGCAUUUGAUGGUCGCUCGGGACAAUUAGGGCCCCGGCCCGGGGCAUUCUCAACCAAUAGGAGCCGAGAGAAGGACGAUGAUACGCCUCGAUGGGUAGUUACAGGCAGUUUUCAUCCCCCUUUCAAGGAGACUUUUUUUCUCUAUAGAAUAUGAUUCACUAGAAAGACUGGCAAGCGCUGUAACAUAGUAGAAAACGGACUAGGAGUAUAUAAUAACAGGCUUCGUACCAGAUUUGCAACCUCAACAACCUCAAACUCACCGUCUCCUCGCCAAACGAAGAAUCCAGCACAGUCGAACCCGAAGUGCUGGAAGAGCGAUAAGAAAUGGGCCUUGCCUCAGCCCUUUACAACUCCGUCCGCGGCGGCGUCAGCUUCAACCCAGCAACCGACAUCCCUCCGCUUAAUGGCAAAGUGAUUCUCGUCACCGGGGGCAACAGCGGCCUUGGCAAGAGCGCCAUCAAGUACCUCGUGCAGAAAUCGCCGGCGUGCAUCUGGUUGGCCUCGCGUGACGCAUCUCGAGCCCAGGCCGCCAUCGACGAGAUCGUUUCCCAAGUCCCUUCAGCCAGCACGGUCAUCAAGCCCCUGUCCCUUGACCUGGCCUCGUUUGCCUCCAUCAAAUCCGCGGCCCGGCAGGUCCUGGCCGAGUCCGACCGCCUCGACAUCCUGAUGCUCAACGCGGGCAUCAUGGCCACGCCAGCGGACACCACCAAGGAGGGCUACGAAAUCCAGUUCGGCACCAACCACGUCGGCCACGCCCUGCUCACCAAGUUGCUCCUCCCUUUACUCCUCAAAACCACCACUCUGCAACAGCAGGAGCAGCAAAAACCGGACGUCCGCGUGGUGGUGGUCUCCUCGGCGGCUCACCGAAAUGCCCCCGCAUGCGGAAUCGUGUUUGACACGCUGCGAACGCCGCAGACGGAGCUAUGGGCCUGGGCGCGCUACGGGCAGAGCAAGUUGGCCAACAUCCUCUUCGCCAAGGAGCUCGCGCGGCGGUACCCGCACCCGCAGCUGACCGUCGUGGCCGUGCACCCGGGCGUGGUCAACAGCAAUCUGGCCGGGCCCUUGUCGGAGCAAUACCGCGCCGCGCGGCUGGCCAUCGGCGUCGCCGGCCGCAUCUUCUUCUCGUCGACCGAUGUGGGCGCCAAGAACCAGCUAUGGGCGGCGACCGCUCUGGAAGGUGUGCAGAGCGGAGAGUAUUACCACCCGGUUGGGGUGACCGGGUGGGCGAGUGACUUGGCUGUGGACGAUGGGCUGGCGCGGAAGUUGUGGGAUUGGACGGAGAAGGAGUUGGAUGGGGAGAGUAUUUUAAAAUUUUGGAUUUUAGAGGAGGUGGGUUGAU
Molecule: messenger RNA, 1500 nt
Organism: Canariomyces notabilis
Lineage: Eukaryota; Fungi; Ascomycota; Sordariomycetes; Sordariales; Chaetomiaceae
Product: NAD(P)-binding protein
Exons: 1
Coding region: 486-1499 (337 amino acids)
Source: RefSeq, a predicted model, not a curated record